Molecule: messenger RNA, 1566 nt
Organism: Saimiri boliviensis boliviensis (Bolivian squirrel monkey)
Lineage: Eukaryota; Metazoa; Chordata; Mammalia; Primates; Cebidae
Gene: SERINC4
Product: serine incorporator 4
Cellular component (GO): membrane
Source: RefSeq, a predicted model, not a curated record
AUGGUGGGUGCCAAGGCCGGCCCCAGCCCCAGCACCUCCCUGGGCCUGGCACAGCAGCGCAGCGGAAGCAGCAGUGUCCUAGUGAGAAGCCCCUUCUGUCAGGUGUGCUGCUGUGGGCCUGCUCCUUGUGCCAGCUGCUGCCACUCUAGGUGGCCCUUUCUCACCACAUCCACCUGCAGCCGCUUGUUCUACAUCUUCCUCCAUGUGGGGGCCUCAGCAAUCUGCUGCCUCCUGCUGUCAAGGACAGUAGUGGAAAGGGUGUGGGGCAAGACACACAGGAUCCAGAUGCCCUCAGGCUUGUGUGCCCACCUGUUUGGCCUCUCUGACUGUCCAGUGCUCAGUGGUUCUGGGGCUGUGUACCGAGUAUGUGCAGGAACCGCCACCUUCCACCUGCUGCAGGCUGUGUUGCUGGUCCACCUCCACUCCCCCACCAGCCCGAGGGCACAGCUGCAUAAUAGCUUCUGGCUCCUCAAGCUGCUGUUCCUGUUAGGUCUCUGUGCCCUUGCCUUCUGCAUUCCUGAUGAGCAUUUCUUCCCAGCCUGGCAUUACAUUGGCAUUUGUGGAGGCUUUGCAUUCAUCCUACUACAGUUGGUGCUUAUUACAGCUUUUGCCCAUUCCUGGAACAAGAACUGGCAGACAGGUGCAGCUCAAGACUGCAGCUGGUUCCUGGCUGUCGUGCUGGCCACCCUAGGAUUCUACAGUAUGGCAGGUGUGGGAGCUAUGCUCCUAUUUGGCUACUACACACACCCAGCUGGCUGCCUGCUCAACAAGAUGCUCCUCAGUCUGCACCUUUGCUUCUGUGGCCUCAUCUCCUUCCUCUCCGUCACUCCUUGCAUCCGCCUCAAGCAACCCCACUCUGGCCUUCUACAAGCCUCUGUCAUCAGCUGCUAUAUCAUGUAUCUGACCUUCUCUGCGCUGUCCAGCCGUCCUCCAGAGAGACUAAUCCUUCAAGGACAGAAUCACACCCUGUGCCUGCCUGGCCUGAGUAAAAUGGAACCCCAAACACCAGAUACCUCUCUAGCAAUGCUGAGUGCUGGCAUCAUGUAUGCUUGUGUACUUUUUGCUUGCAAUGAGGCCUCCUACCUGGCUGAGGUAUUUGGACCCUUGUGGAUUGUCAAGAUUUACAGCUAUGAGUUUCAGAAGCCCUCACUGUGUUUCUGCUGCCCUGAAAGAGUGGAGGCAGAUGAAGGACAAAGGGGUGGGGCUGCUAGGCCAGCUGACCAAGAGACCCCUCCAGCUCCUCCAGUCCAAGUCCAGCAUCUUUCCUACAGCUAUUCUGCCUUUCACUUCGUCUUCUUCCUUGCCUCACUCUAUGUCAUGGUUACUCUUACCAACUGGUUCAGCUAUGAGGGAGCAGAACUGGAAAAGACCUUCACCAAGGGUAGCUGGGCCACCUUCUGGGUCAAAGUUGCCUCAUGCUGGGCCUGUGUACUCCUCUAUCUGGGGCUGCUACUGGCACCACUCUGUUGGUCCCCCACCCAGAAAUCUCGGCCCCUUAUUAUCAGGCGACGAAGGCGACACCGCCACUGCAUCGUAUCCCCAGAUAAUAAAUAUCCUCCAGCCUAA